Molecule: messenger RNA, 2032 nt
Organism: Liolophura sinensis
Lineage: Eukaryota; Metazoa; Mollusca; Polyplacophora; Chitonida; Chitonidae
Product: 4-galactosyl-N-acetylglucosaminide 3-alpha-L-fucosyltransferase FUT6-like
Exons: 1
Coding region: 394-1941 (515 amino acids)
Cellular component (GO): membrane
Molecular function (GO): fucosyltransferase activity
Source: RefSeq, a predicted model, not a curated record
CAUGUGUCUGUCAUACAUCGUUAGAGACUUGUUGUUCAACCUUAUAGCCCUGUGGGUUGAUACAUUACGUGAACAGCUCUGAUUGGAGAAUUGUGAGUGAGGUUCAUAUAUAUAUAGGCUGUGGAUCGUGCUUGUUAAGUUGCUCUUGUUGUUAUAUUAACCGGACAUGAAACAGUGUGAGUGUGCGUGUACGUGUAGAUUGUAAAGAAGAGAAGCUAGACAGCGCCAUGUAAACCACAUAUCAGCCACAUAUCACCCCGGCUUGUCACUUACAGUUCACCAUGUCAGAUACGGGCGCUCGCUUUUAUCUGAAGACGAGUACAAAGGUCGUCCGUAACUCCAGCUGAAUCCUAAAGCCAAAUGUAAGGCUUUACGGUGGGCUUAGACGAAGCCAUGAGACUUGUGAAACGCUUGUUUAGACGAAAAGCCUCGGCUAGCUGCCUGCUGAGGUAUGUGGCCUCAUGUUGUCUUAUAAGCUGUCUGCUACUAGUCACCUGCCAUGUCGCCCUCAAUUCAAAAUGGCGCCCCCUGGUGUUGGACUUUUCGUCUGCUACCUCAUCACAGAAAGAUUUUAUUGACUGGCGGGGCGGGAAAAUCGAUGCUCUGAGACUGUCGCAAAAAGUUCGCAGGCUGUCGCUGGACAGACAUGGGAAAAACCAGGAGCCACAUGACCAGCCGAACUUUCCUGGAAACCCAAAACGAGAAAAGUGGCAAAUUACCUUUAUUACAGACGAUUCCAGAGAUCCCCAAAAUGAUGAAACCAUAUUAAGAGAAACGAGUGACAAUUCCAAAAAGCACAAUAUUAAGGAUGCUUUUAACCGUGGGGUAAAAUUAAUCGCAAAUGCAUUCCAGAAGAGCUCUAAGAAACCCAAUAAUCAUGCUACUCGUAAAAUUCCAUACAGCAGAGAUUCGUUAAAGUUUGUUGGAGGUCCCAUUAACCAACUUCCAGGGAAUCAGCCACCAAGUUCUGGUCUUAAAACCAUUUUAUUGUGGACACCAUUUUUUGGUAAAAAGGACUGGUUGCCAGAGAACAAGCUAAACUGUAGCUAUCCAGGGCUGGUUGAUUUCCACGGUUCUUUGCCUUGCAAGAUUUCAUCUGACAGAUCUGAUCUCCCAAACAGUGACUUAAUUAUCAUCCAUGCCAACGACAUACAGUCGUCAUUCGAUCUGCCCAAGACCCGUUCAGCCAAUCAACGUUGGUUAUUUUAUUGUCAAGAGUCGCCAAAACAUACGUAUCUGGAAUUGGAUAACUUUACUUCAUUAUUUAACUACACUGCUGUAAUGAGGAAAGAUGCCGACUACGUAAUUCGGCAUGGUGGCAUUUUGCCGAAAGUGAAACCUAUGAGACAGACAAAAUUCCUCAGGCACAUAGCCAGAAUCAUGGCUUCAAAAAAGCACCUUGUGGCUGCCAGGAUAAGUAACUGUGCCCCGAAGAAACGUCUGAAUUAUAUCGCGGAACUUCAAAAGUACGUUGAUGUUGAUUUUUACGGAUUGUGUGGGGACAAAAAAUGCCCAAAGUCAGAGGACGAGUGCAACGGAAGCAAAAUGGCAGCUUAUAAAUUUUACUUGGCUUUUGAAAAUUCCAAUUGUCGGGAUUACAUAACGGAAAAAUUCUGGCUUCCACUUCACCACUGGAACUCAGUUCCAAUUGUAAUGGGAGGAGCUGGUCCCGAGGAUUAUAAACUGGUAGCCCCGCCUCACUCCUACAUUAACGUUGUUGAUUUUGCUUCACCGCAGAAGUUGGCUGAAUAUUUACAACUUUUGGACAAAAACCAGACAAUGUACGAGCAGUAUUUCCAUUGGCGGCGUCAUUAUGGAAACCGUCGAAAGAGGGACUACACGUGGUGUAGCAUGUGUGCUGAUUUGCAUAAUGGUUCUAAGCCAAUACAAUAUUACACAGACUUGAAAAGUUGGUAUCACGAAGAAGCUUGUGUAAGCUGACCGUAAAAGUAUAAUAUAGGCAAAUUUUGUUUAAAUUGUUUUUAUUUACAUAUUGUCAGAUUUUCUAUAUUACAUAUUUCCUUAAUUCCUC